AUGGCUGACAUUACUCCCGAGUCGCUAGGCACCGCCCUAAGGGCCGUGCCUUGCGCUCACUUCAUCAAUGGCGACUUCCUAGGACCGUCUCCAAGUGAAUCGGUGAGGAAGCUGGACAUAAUCAACUCUGCCACUGAACGCCCCAUCGCCGAGUCCCUGUGCGCUGGAAGGGCCGAUGUGGACCUCGCAGUAGCUGCUGCCCGCAAGUCCUUCGACGACGGGGUAUGGUCCAAGCGUUUAGGCUCUGAUCGCGCCGUUGUGAUGAAGCGCAUUGCAGAGGGAAUUAAAGCACGGUGA
Molecule: messenger RNA, 297 nt
Organism: Perkinsus marinus ATCC 50983
Lineage: Eukaryota; Perkinsozoa; Perkinsida; Perkinsidae
Exons: 2
Coding region: 1-297 (98 amino acids)
Molecular function (GO): oxidoreductase activity
Source: RefSeq, a predicted model, not a curated record